CAAAGCUACCCUUUACCAAAAACCCUAAAACCCCGUGUUUUCCCCGUCACAGCCAGUUUCAACGAACCCCGCUGCCUCCUCUUCUCGAGCAGCUCCAAUCUCCGGCAGAACCAAACGUCAUCGGAAAACUCUCGACGAUCUCCUCUCCAUUGCCGCCGUUGUUCCUCUCUCCGGUGAGUGAUUUCAAUAUGACUAUUUCCGCAACAUUUUCUUCCCAUGGAAAAAUACUCAUGUCACCUAUUAGAAAGAGUGAAUGGGCAAAUCAACCUGUGCUCUGUAAAUCUGUUGAAUUGUUUAAAAAUGGACGAAAUCAAUACCGUAUGUCAACAAAUAGCAACAAAUUCCAAUGCCGAGCAUUGGAGAUCGAAAAUAAAUCUUCAACUAAGUUUCACCUUGAUGAUGUAAUUGAAUCUCAACAAUUUGAUAGAGAAACUCUUAGUGCGAUAUUUGAAGUAGCACGGGAGAUGGAGAAAAUCGAGAAGAAUUCGAUUGGAGGAAGAAGCGAGAUUCUUAAGGGUUAUCUUAUGGCUACUCUGUUUUAUGAACCUUCAACUAGAACUAGGCUUUCAUUUGAAUCUGCUAUGAAGCGUUUAGGAGGAGAAGUAUUAACAACCGAAAAUGCUCGUGAAUUUUCAUCUGCAGCAAAGGGGGAAACACUAGAAGAUACAAUUAGAACUGUUGAAGGUUACUCUGAUAUCAUUGUUAUGAGGCAUUUCGAAAGUGGUGCUGCAAGAAGAGCGGCGUCAACUGCAUCUAUUCCGAUUAUAAAUGCAGGAGAUGGUCCGGGACAACACCCAACUCAGGCACUUCUAGAUGUGUAUACAAUUGAACGAGAAAUAGGGAAACUCGAUGGUAUAAACGUUGCUCUUGUUGGUGAUCUAGCAUACGGGAGGACAGUUCGUUCACUUGCUCAUUUGCUUGCGAUGUAUGAAGAUGUGAAAAUUUACUUUGUAUCUCCUGAUGUUGUUAAAAUGAAGGAUGACAUAAAGGAUUACUUGACAUCAAUGGGGGUUCAAUGGGAAGAAAAUGCUGAUUUGAUCGAGGUGGCUUCUAAAUGUGACGUGGUGUAUCAAACUCGUAUUCAAAGAGAGAGAUUUGGAGAGAGGGUUGAUUUGUAUGAAGAAGCUCGAGGGAAGUAUAUCGUUGAUAUGAGUGUCGUAAAUGCUAUGCAGAAACAUGCUGUAGUGAUGCAUCCUUUGCCAAGACUUGAUGAGAUAACUGUUGAUGUGGAUGGUGAUCCGAGGGCUGCUUAUUUCAGACAAGCUAAGAAUGGUCUUUACAUUCGGAUGGCGCUUUUGAAGCUUCUACUCCUUGGUUGGUGAAAGAUGCAAACUUUUUAUAUUGCGAAAUCGUUCUUGUUGUCUGGAUUCUGCUGUUGUUGAAUUCAAGAGUUUUGUUAACUUGUUUUAGCAUAAAAGAAAAUUGAAUCUCUUGCUUUGUUCACAAAAUAGUACAUUCUAUAUAUGCAUUUUAAAGACUUUGAAA
Solanum verrucosum is the source of this 1485-nucleotide messenger RNA. Its product is annotated as aspartate carbamoyltransferase, chloroplastic. Lineage: Eukaryota; Viridiplantae; Streptophyta; Magnoliopsida; Solanales; Solanaceae. The transcript has a single exon. Gene Ontology annotation, biological process: amino acid metabolic process; 'de novo' pyrimidine nucleobase biosynthetic process. Bases 189 to 1322 code for a protein of 377 amino acids. Gene Ontology annotation, molecular function: amino acid binding; aspartate carbamoyltransferase activity. The record is from RefSeq and is a predicted model, not a curated record.